GUACAACACGGAGCAGUUCUCGCCCUACGCCGUCCCCUCCCCCCAGGGCUCCUACCAGCCCAGCCCCUCCCCCCAGAGCUACCACCAGGUGGCCCCGAGCCCCGUGGGCUACCAGAACACGCACUCGCCGGCCAGCUACCACCCCACCCCCUCCCCCAUGGCCUACCAGGCCAGCCCCAGCCCCAGCCCGGUCGGGUACAGCCCCAUGACCCCCGGAGCCCCCUCCCCAGGGGGGUACAACCCCCACACCCCCGGCUCGGGGAUCGAGCCCAGCGCUGGGGACUGGGUGACCACGGACAUCCAGGUGAAGGUGAGGGACUCGUACCUGGACAGUGCAGCCGUGGGACAGACCGGGGUGAUCCGCAGCGUCACGGGCGGGAUGUGCUCCGUGUACCUGAAGGACAGCGAGAAGGUGGUGAGCGUGUCCAGCGAACACCUGGAGCCCGUCACACCCACCAAGAGCAACAAGGUGAAGGUGAUCCUGGGCGAGGACCGCGAGGCCACCGGGAUCCUGCUGAGCAUCGACGGCGAGGACGGGAUCGUGCGGAUGGACCUGGAGGAGCAGCUCAAGAUCCUCAACCUGCGCUUCCUGGGGAAGCUGCUGGAGGCCUGAGACCCCUCCCCACCGAGACCCCCACCCAAUUCCCACCCCUCCCCCCGGCUUUGGGUCCCCCCCACCCAUUUCUGACCCUUUCACCCCCGGUUUUGUGUCCC
Messenger RNA from Poecile atricapillus (Black-capped chickadee), 714 nucleotides. RefSeq names its product transcription elongation factor SPT5-like. The record is from RefSeq and is a predicted model, not a curated record. Gene Ontology annotation, biological process: transcription elongation by RNA polymerase II; regulation of transcription by RNA polymerase II; regulation of DNA-templated transcription elongation. Gene Ontology annotation, cellular component: DSIF complex. Gene Ontology annotation, molecular function: mRNA binding. The transcript has 5 exons. The annotation marks the transcript as partial. NCBI's taxonomy places the organism in Eukaryota, Metazoa, Chordata, Aves, Passeriformes, Paridae.